AGCAAACGGGGAAGCAGCGUGUACGUGGAAGCUGGGCCUAAGCCCUGACGGUUCACGUGAGCUCCCUGGGUGAUGGCUCCUUCCAUGUGUUCUUACAUCCCACUGGAAGCAAGCUGCAAUUUCUGUUGCUUCUUGUAUCAAUUGCAUGAAAGGAAGGGCAGUUUCUUUUGAUCCUCUGGCAUGCCAAGGCCUGAGUGCCAGUCCUGGGAGCCUUACCAGCCCUCUAGGAAGAAUCAGAAGCCUGACCGGGCGGGAGGUCCUGACGCCCUUCCCAGGACUGGGCACUGCAGCGGCCCCAGCACAGGGCGGGGCCCACCUGAAGCAGUGCGACCUGCUGAAGCUGUCCCGGCGGCAGAAGCAGCUCUGCCGGAGGGAGCCUGGCCUGGCUGAGACCCUGCGGGACGCUGCGCACCUCGGCCUGCUUGAGUGCCAGUUCCAGUUCCGGCAUGAGCGCUGGAACUGUAGCCUGGAGGGCAGGACGGGCCUGCUCAAGAGAGGCUUCAAAGAGACAGCUUUCCUGUAUGCGGUGUCCUCUGCCGCCCUAACCCACACCCUGGCCCGGGCCUGCAGCGCUGGGCGCAUGGAGCGCUGCACCUGUGAUGACUCUCCGGGGCUGGAGAGCCGGCAGGCCUGGCAGUGGGGCGUGUGUGGUGACAACCUCAAGUACAGCACCAAGUUUCUGAGCAACUUCCUGGGGUCCAAGAGAGGAAACAAGGACCUGCGGGCACGGGCAGACGCCCACAACACCCACGUGGGCAUCAAGGCUGUGAAGAGUGGCCUCAGGACGACGUGUAAGUGCCAUGGCGUGUCAGGCUCCUGUGCCGUGCGCACCUGCUGGAAGCAGCUCUCCCCGUUCCGUGAGACGGGCCAGGUGCUGAAACUGCGCUAUGACUCGGCUGUCAAGGUGUCCAGUGCCACCAAUGAGGCCUUGGGCCGCCUAGAGCUGUGGACCCCUUCCAGGCAGGGCAGCCCCACCAAAGGCCUGGCCCCAAGGUCUGGGGACCUGGUCUACAUGGAGGACUCGCCCAGCUUCUGCCGGCCCAGCAAGUACUCGCCUGGCACGGCAGGUAGGGUGUGCUCCCGGGAGGCCAGCUGCAGCAGCCUGUGCUGCGGGCGGGGCUAUGACACCCAGAGCCGCCUGGUGGCCUUCUCCUGCCACUGCCAGGUGCAGUGGUGCUGCUACGUGGAGUGCCAGCAAUGUGUGCAGGAGGAGCUUGUGUACACCUGCAAGCACUAGGCCUACUGCCCAGCAAGCCAGUCUGGCACUGCCAGGACCUCCCGUGGCACCCAUCCAGCUGCCCAGCCGGCCUGCUGGGCAGGCAGUCAUCACAUAUGUGCAUAAACCGGCAUGUGUGCCAAUGCACACAAGUGUGCCGCUCACCACCAUUCCUUGGCCAGCCUUUUGCCUCCUUUGAUACUCAACAAAGAGAAGCAAAGCCUCAUCCCUGAACCCAAGCAUCUCCAACCUUGUUGAGGACUUGGAGAGGAGGGCAGAGUGAGAAAGAUGUGGAGGGAAAUAAGGGAGACCAAGAGCACACCAGGACUGAAGUUUUGGAGGGGAGAGAGGGGCUAUUCCAUCUUGCUUCCUGG
Messenger RNA from Mandrillus leucophaeus (drill), 1590 nucleotides. It is a transcript of the gene WNT9B, whose product is annotated as wingless-type MMTV integration site family, member 9B. The transcript is spliced from 4 exons. Gene Ontology annotation, biological process: cell fate commitment; neuron differentiation; multicellular organism development. Gene Ontology annotation, molecular function: frizzled binding; cytokine activity. Gene Ontology annotation, cellular component: extracellular region. The coding region runs from base 146 to 1237 and encodes 363 amino acids. The record is from RefSeq and is a predicted model, not a curated record. NCBI's taxonomy places the organism in Eukaryota, Metazoa, Chordata, Mammalia, Primates, Cercopithecidae.